This is a messenger RNA of Lymnaea stagnalis (great pond snail), 4542 nucleotides long. The record is from the annotation of a GenBank genome assembly. NCBI's taxonomy places the organism in Eukaryota, Metazoa, Mollusca, Gastropoda, Lymnaeidae.
AAUCCAUCUUGGGGUCAGAAGUUCCUCUUUGUGGUGGACCCCAGCAAGAAGUUCCUCAAUGUCUGCAUCUGGUGCAGGGGAGGGGAUCGCAAUGACAAGAAUGAAAUCCUGAAGCACUCUAAACAUGACCUGCUCAUUGGAUAUGUAGGUCAUACACAUACAUAUUUAUUAUUGUAAUUGGAAUGGGAUUAGUAGGCUGUCUUUAAUCUGGAUAUGUAACUUUUUGUUGACGAAUGAAUUAUUUAGUUGAUACAUAUAUUCUUCAUACACCCAACGCACCCAUCUGACACAAGUAAGUGGCCAGCUCGAAUGUCCAGUUUUAAACAGUGAUCCAGAUUUGUAUAAAUAUUCAAUUGGUUCUUAUAAAGUAGGUUGAUUUGAUAAUGAUCUGUUUCCCCACGGGUUUAAUACCUGUUUUUUUUGUUGCAGGUGAGUUUAAACCUGGAGGAUGUUUACCUUCAAUGCCUCAUCACCUUGAAUGGAUCCAUGCAUGAGAGGUUUAAACUAAAACAUGGCCACUACAAGACAGCUGAUGAGUAUGUCACCCUUGUUGCUAUACCUUCACUAGAUUCUUGUCACAUCAUGAUGGGUCACUGUGUGGUUUUGUUGUUGUGCAGCAUGGAGAUUCACUUGUAAUUUUUGCUCACGGAAUGUUGUGUUUGAUUGUGUGAGUUCUGUCUUUGUAUGUUAGUUGUGUUAAUGAAUGCUUUUGGGGUGCCAUGAGGCCUGUGAUGUGUUUUUUGUAUGUAUAUGUGAGUAGGGGUCUUGUUUGUCUUUGAGUAGGACUACUUGCUUCCAUCUUUGAGUAGGACUACUUGCUUCCAUCUUUGAUUAGGACUACUUGCUUCCAUCUUUGAGUAGGACUACUUGCUUCCAUCUUUGAGUAGGACUACUUGCUUCCAUCUUUGAGUAGGACUACUUGCUUCCAUCUUUGAGUAGGACUACUUGCUUCCAUCUUUGAUUAGGACUACUUGCUUCCAUCUUUGAGUAGGACUACUUGCUUCCAUCUUUGAGUAGAACUUCUAGCUAUUCGUUUUGGCUGUUGCUUUCUGAGCAUUGAGUGAAAACUUGAUGUGUGAACCCCAGUCAUUACAGAUGGGACAUUGGUUAAUAUAAUUAAUAGGUCACCCUGUGCUUUUAUGUGAUUAAUUGGUUACUUUGCAUCUUUAUUUAUGUCAGGUGUAGGCUACUGUUUUCUUUGUGAGUGUAAGAUUUGAACAGUGUUGCUGUAAUUUAAAAGAAGAGCUCUCUUGUCUUUGUGUCAUUACCCAUGCUAAAGUAGGUUUCACCUUGUGUCUGUAAGUUUUGUAACAUUUCUCAGUAUCCACCCGGUCUCUUACUCGUGUACAGUAACAAGUAACAUCUGUCAGUAUCACAAUAGUUUACACCUUGCCUCACACUCAUUUACACUAACAUUUGUCUGUAUAACAAUGGUUUACUCUUUGUCUCUCUCAUUUUAAAUAUUAGGUUUUACGUUGUCCUCUUCUUCUAUUUCACUAUUUCACCAUUUAUGUGCACACCUUAUUUAUUAUCUUCCCAUCCCACUUUAUGUUAACAGUCCUGUUCUAUUUCACCAUUUAUGUGCAUACCUUAUUUAUUAUCUUCCCAUCCCACUUCAUGUUCUCAGUCCUUCUUUUCUAUGUAGAAACAUUGAAACAUCAUAGUGACAACAACAAAAAAACAAACAAAGAAUUAAACCAUAGUUUAAAUUCACCUAUGAAUGCUUUCCAGUCUGAUAAAGAUGUGGCAGACACACAAAGGCUGGGACCCGAAUCAGAUGUACGGGGACAUACUGUUGGCCUUUACUUUUUACCCAACAUCAAUGACAGACGAGGAGAGGAAGUCUUACGCCAGCUGUAAAGUGCCGGAUCUCGAAAGUGGCACCCAUGACAAGAAAGGCGCCAAAUCGGGAGGCACGACAUUGCCUGAAAAUGUACAUCUAACAGAUUCGAAACUGUUGGGGAAGUAAGUUGUCUAGAAAAACAAUCAAAUUCUUUUGUUGGGAUGAUCAGAAGUCAAAUUUAACCACCAGGUUCUGCAAAGACUAAAAUAGAGAUUUUUAUGCUUUCAUUUAAAGUCUAGGGGGGUUCUACAGCACUGCUAUAUAUUUGCUCAUAAAUGCCAAAUGGAAGUCGUUUAAUAUGUCACAGUAUCCACUUUAAAACUCAACAUUUAUCAACAGGACAUAACCUAACAAUGACCCAAGUAAAUAAUGCAAAUUCUUUCUUGGGGGGAUUCUCAACACUUAAAUAAAUACUGCUCUAAGAGACAUAAACGGAUUUGUUGCUGAAUGAAGAUAAAGCUGUAAUGAAUACUUUAAAUACCGUAGUAAGCAGGACACUUGGAACAGAAAGUUUUUCCCCAACUCUGGCUUAACUUAAUAGCUAUUUAAUUAAUUCUUAUAACUUGUUAAAAUUACUUCCCUUUAUCUAAGACACACUUCUCAUUUUAAAAUAAAAAACUAACCUUAAAUGAAUGGAAAAGCAACUAACCAAUAUAAAUUUGGAAUUUUAAAAAAAAAUCUAUGAUUUACAAGAUAUACAAAAAAAAGCUAUUUUUCAUUGCAGUGAUUUAAAUGAAACAUUUAAUUUAGAUUCCACAAAUCAGUUGUGUUUAAUUUUACAAAAUACCUGGUAAUACAUUUCUGGCAGAUGUAAGUUUUAUGUGCUAGACAUUAAAUGCUUCCUUUGCCAUUUACCAUUAAAACGGGUGCAGACUAGAAAUGGUGUUUAAUCCACUUAGCCAGCAGUUACAUUAACUUGAAGGCCAAAUGGGGUGUCUUUUAAUAGUUUUUAACUUGUUCAUUUCAUUCCAGAGACGUCCAUCAUCAGUUUGAGAACACUACAUUUAUUUCAGCAACAUUCUGUGACUACUGCGGGAAAAAGGUAAGUGUCAUUUGGUGAAUGCAGAUACAGGAUAAAACAGCUGGCCAUACAGAAUGUAAGAUUUUUGAAACCAGAAAUGAAUUGUAUGUGUUUCCUUAUGUCAGUCUUUUGGCAUCACUAGUUUAUUGAUUUAUUGUCAAUAUAUAUAUAUGUAAUUUUUCACUGAUACAGGCUACUCACAGGAACAACCACAAGUCGUUGUAUGUUUUCAAAAUACACAUAUAUAUUUUUAUACUAAAUUCAAAACAAGUGUGGGAUUCAACUCUCAGCAAAACCAAAUAUUCACUCCAGGCCUCACCCCCUACCUAUGGGGAAAAUUAGGUUUAAGGUUAAUAUGGAGAUGUGAGAUGUAUUUUAUGAUGAGAUUAUAGUGCAAAGCAUUGCACAAUGCACAAACAUCUGUGACACACCAGAUGAACAUAACAGCUACCAGAUAAACAGGAACAAGAACAAAUGAGAAAAUAGCAAACUUUUUGUUUUAUUUGGUGACUAACCAAUAUUAUUCGCAGUGUUGUGGGUUUUAACCCUCACGGCAGCACUUUGAAAACUUCAUGUAUCAGCAAAUUCAGGACUAAUAUAUAAAAAUAUAUAUAUGAAUGUGAUCAUUAAGUCUUUUUUCAUUAUACUUCAGGAUGACUGACUUUUAAAGCAGCUUAUCGUCAUGAAGUUAUUCAUUGAUUAUUUUGCAGAUCUGGAUGAAAGACGCCUUCAAAUGCCGGACUUGUAAUAUGGUGUGUCAUAAAAAAUGUCUAGUGAAAUGUCUCCUCAACACCAUUUGUACAGAGUGAGUUUUUAAGUUUUGCAAGAAAAAUUAAAGUGUUGUGAUAGUUUGUGGACUAAAGGGUGCUCACUCCAGCGUGAAGGGAGAUAAUUAGCUAAUAAUUACAGGAAUGGAAAAAUCUGAAAAACACUUUGAAUCCAUCAUAGUACUAAAUCAAAACUAAAAACAUGUUUUUAUCUUAAUGCUAUCGCUCAAAAGUGUUUAUGUGCAGGGCCACAUCACCCUCCCACAAGCAACAGAGUUGUUAGUUUUCCUUAAUUUUAUUUUAAUAAACUUUUACAGUUUAGAAUCGCAUCACAUGUUGCCAUUUAUAACGCAUGAUUUACAAGUACACCAAACAGCAUUCAAAUUUACUGGUACACCAAACAUCAUUUCAAAUUUGCAUGUUUGAGAGACAAUAGGUGUGAAAAAAAUAUUUAUCAAGCAAAAGCUUGUAAUGAGAUAUCAGGUGUCUAUUUAAAAAUUGUCUUAAAAAUCUUUCUCUGAAAGAACUGAUUAAACAAAUAAUUGUCUGUUUAGAAAAAGAUUGGUCAUUUUACACAAAUAUGUUUAAGGACAGCCAUUGGAGAAAAUGUAGCUUGAAAUUGUAUUCAAACUUCUGGUAUAGUUUAUAUAAAAUCAUUACGAAGAUGAAGCAAGUAUUAAUUACUUAGAUGCCUUAUCUCCACAAGCUGUGCUCCAAUGUCAAUACGAAUUGCCACAUGUGUCAUAUUUUCAAUUCAUUUAUUUAUAUAAGUGAAUGUCUUAACUGAUUUUCUUAAUGUCUGUGACUUUUCCAGACAUGGGGUGAGGAAAAGAAGUUCUGCAGAUACCGAUGAGCCUUGGAUUCCAUUGACUGAGUCUGGCAAACACAAGCAAAAAAUCAAAUUGGAUGAG